Messenger RNA from Mesoplodon densirostris (Blainville's beaked whale), 885 nucleotides. RefSeq names its product cytochrome c. NCBI's taxonomy places the organism in Eukaryota, Metazoa, Chordata, Mammalia, Artiodactyla, Ziphiidae. Gene Ontology annotation, molecular function: heme binding; electron transfer activity. The coding region runs from base 308 to 625 and encodes 105 amino acids. The record is from RefSeq and is a predicted model, not a curated record. Gene Ontology annotation, cellular component: mitochondrial intermembrane space. Gene Ontology annotation, biological process: mitochondrial electron transport, ubiquinol to cytochrome c; mitochondrial electron transport, cytochrome c to oxygen. The transcript has 3 exons.
CGUGAGGUGGGGCGGGACCCUAACUAGGUCGUGGCGUGGUCUCGGUCAAGGUCCUGAAAGCUCGGAGGCGGCUUGUUCGCGGUUCCUUCCGAGACGCGGGCCCUCCGUUGUCGGGACUGCGGGGCUAUGGCAAUCAUAGACAAGAUUUCCUCCGGAGUGAGGGCGGGAGUCGGGGGACGGUGCGCAGCGCUUCACGUCCUCUUUCCAAGAGAGCAGAAGCUGCUGCUCUUCCAAUAAGUCAUUACUUUUCUUGGCCACCUGUCGCUUCCCCCCUUAACCUGCUCAGGCACCUCGGAGAGAUUUAAAAAUGGGUGAUGUUGAGAAGGGCAAGAAGAUUUUUGUUCAGAAGUGUGCCCAGUGCCAUACUGUGGAAAAGGGAGGCAAGCACAAGACUGGGCCAAAUCUCCAUGGUCUGUUUGGGCGAAAGACAGGUCAGGCUGUCGGAUUCACUUACACAGAUGCCAACAAGAACAAAGGCAUCACCUGGGGAGAGGAGACGCUGAUGGAGUAUUUGGAGAAUCCCAAGAAAUACAUCCCUGGAACAAAAAUGAUCUUCGCUGGCAUUAAGAAGAAGGGAGAAAGGGCAGACUUGAUAGCUUAUCUCAAAAAAGCUACUAAUGAGUAAUAGUUGGCCACUGCCUUAUUUAUUAUGAAACAAAUGUCUCAUGACUUUUUAUGUGUACCAUAUUUAAAUUGAUCUCAUACACUAGAAUUCAGACCAUGAAUAGCUGAUGUAAUAUUUCUGUCCUGAUUUAAAUAAGAUUGGCUUGUGGCUAAAUGAAUAUGGUCAGCUUUUUGAAUUUUGAUAGUAAUUCUGGUUCAGCAAGUACUAUCCCUGUUUUCCCCUUCUAAAGAGAUGAUUAAACUUGAAUAAGGAAUGUUAAA